Messenger RNA from Aricia agestis (brown argus), 1313 nucleotides. RefSeq lists its product as uncharacterized. Gene Ontology annotation, biological process: cytokine production; positive regulation of transcription by RNA polymerase II. NCBI's taxonomy places the organism in Eukaryota, Metazoa, Arthropoda, Insecta, Lepidoptera, Lycaenidae. The record is from RefSeq and is a predicted model, not a curated record. The transcript has 2 exons. Bases 20 to 1279 code for a protein of 419 amino acids.
CUCAUUUGUUUGAAUUUUUAUGGUUUAUGUUUCGUUCAGAAUGUCAUCCUCGGAUUCUGAAGACGAUUGCUAUGGCAAUGCUGUAAAAACAUUACAUAGUUUAAAAAACAACUUUCAAGAGGAUAAACUGGAAAGUGCUAAAUUACUAGAUACUUCUACGGAUACACAAGAUGAGGACAAGAAAACUAGCCAAAACACACCCCAAACUACAGAACUAGACAACACUUUAGCAGACGACGAAGAAAUUGAUAAAAUAAUAGCAUUAAAUUCUACACGAACAACUAGAGCGACAAGGCUAUCUAAAAUAAAAGAAGACACAUCAUGUUCUGUCAAUACUGUCGAAACACCGACUCGAGGUAGAGGCAGAGGCAGAGGUAGAGGUAGAGGGCGAGGCAGGAAAAGGAACCGAGAGUCCUUGGACACUGCAGCUUCGAAUUCAUGUGCUACAACUUCUAAUUCCUGUGCUGCUACAACUAUGAAUUCGUGUGCUACUACUUCUAAUGCAUGUUUGACAACUAUCAAUGCACAUUCUAUGUCGGCGCCGCCAGUGAACCCAUGGACCCUGAGCCCCCGAGGUCGAAAUGCCCGCCGUCGAGGCGCCCGCAACAGAAGUGGCAGAAUUAGUAUUUUAGAUGCAUUCUUACAAACUUUUGCUAUUGGAAAUUGUGAGGAAUAUGAUGAUUUAUCUAAUAACGUUCAGUUGUUUAGCAAAAACACCACAACAAACAGUGCAGCGGAGGUGCAAGCUGUGGAAGAUGAUAUUUUUGAUGAAAACGAAGAAUUAUCUGUGAAAGUGAUCUGGCAAAGUGUAGACAUAGUUAAAUUCACAAUACGCAAGUACCAGAAGAUAUCUCAGAUAUUUGAAUAUUUUUCUGAAAAAAUAAAAUCGGGUGUAGAUAAAUUGCUUUUUACAUACAAUGAUAAAAUACUUAAGCCGGAUGAUACCCCGGAUUCAAUUAACUACAGCAUAGCUAAGUUUAUUGAUGGGGGUAUUGUUAGCAAUACCGUGCCACUUCUGACCUUACCUAACACAGACUCUAAGCCACCAGAUGGCAUUAAGGUCAAAUUUCAGUAUCCCAAUUCUAAGAAAGCAUUUGAGAUGUAUGUUUCGGAGGGUGAGCCACUGUCAGUGAGCAUGAUGAAAUGUGCUGAGCACAUGGAGGUGCCCAUAAAGAGACUGAAAUUUGAAUUUGAUGGGGAUUGCAUCACAGGUCAAAUGACAGCAAAAGAUUUAGACAUGGAGGGUGGUGAAUGCAUUGAUGUAAAAAUAAUUAGUUGAUUGGUAAAUUAAAUUUAAUAUUAACUUUUUGAAA